AUGCAUCAAUCUAAUGAUUUAUUGGAUUAUGAAUCAGUUGAUAAAGAACUUGAUAAUCAUAUUUGGGUGGAUGAAGAAAUUGAUGAAAAAGCCAAUAGUUACUUUGAAAACAUUAAGAUGAAAAAAGCUGAACUAAAAAAAGCAGCACAAAACACAAAAUCUAUUACUUCCUACUUAUCUUUAACCAAUUCUUUAAGGUUUAAUGUUGCUUCGAUAUCUACUUAUAAAUUUUUAGCUGCAGAUGCAGCAGUGCAAUUAAUAGAGACAAAUUUGGUUAAUGAGGCUGUAGAUACAAUAGUGAUUAAUGAGGAUGGAGAUACAAUAAUAGUUGAUAAUGCUGAAUUAGACAAUAUGUUAGAAAAAGACAGUAAACAAAUUGAUAAAGGAACUAAG
This is a messenger RNA of Racocetra persica, 393 nucleotides long. NCBI's taxonomy places the organism in Eukaryota, Fungi, Glomeromycota, Glomeromycetes, Diversisporales, Gigasporaceae. The record is from the annotation of a GenBank genome assembly.